GAAAUCUCAGGAGGAAUGAAACAAGAUAUGGCUAUAGUUUUCCAAGGAACAAUUCCUGUAGAUGCAACUAGAUUUGCAAUUAAUUUCAUGACGGGGCCAUCUGGAAAAGAUGACGUUGCUUUCCACUACAACCCUCGCAUUGGUUAUUGUACUGUUAUGAACAGCAGAACAAAUGGAAGCUGGGAAAAACAGGAAGAUGCAUGUCAUAACCCUUUCACCAAAGGAGGAGCCUUGAUUAUUCUAGUAGUCAUCAAUUCUGAGGGCUAUGAGGUCUAUGUUAACGGCAUGAGACACUGCACAUUUAAGCACCGCAUUCAUCCAUCAAAAGUUUCUAAUAUUGCCAUUGAUGGAAAUAUUUCACUUCUCGUCUGGGGUUUGAUUGAUAGCUGGAGCACAACUGCAUCCUCUACAGAACUGAAGAAAAUCACAAGCACUUGGACCUCAACUUCGAUAUCGACAACCUCUCCUUUUGAGAUUUCAAAUCCAGUCAGUAAGCCUGCACUUCCCUAUGUGGGCACAAUUCAAGGAGGGUUAAAACCAGAUACAGCUAUAUUCUUACAAGGGACUGUUCCUGCAGAUGGAAAGAACUUUGAAAUUAAUUUCAAAACUGGGCCAACUGAGGCUGAUGACAUUGCUUUCCACUACAAACCUAUCUUUGGUGAUUGUACUGCUCUAAACAGCAAAAGAAAUGGAAGCUGGGAGACACAGCAAAAUGAAUCUGAUAAACCCUUCACCAAAGGAGGAUCCUUCCAGAUUUUUAUUGCUGUCAAACCAGAUGCCUAUGACGUCUACGUGAAUGGUUCCAAACAUUGCACAUUCAAACACCGACUUCCUCUAGAAAAAGUUUCAACAUUAAAUUUCAAAGGAGAUGUUUCCCUGUUCAUAUACGGCUUGAUUCAGAAAUGGACAAGUCCAUUUGUCUCCAUCAAAGAGAAGAAAACUUUACUGAUGGGAAGUGGAAGCACAAGCUUUAUCCCAUUAGAAGUUAGGGAUCCAAUCAGCAAGCCAGCAGUUCCAUACAUUGGUGAAAUCCCAGGCAGUGUAAAACAAGAUAUGGCGAUAGUUUUCCAAGGAACUGUUCCUGUAGAUGCAACUAGCUUUGAAAUUAAUUUCAUGACUGGACCAACAGAAAAUGAUGACAUUGCUUUCCAGUACAACCCUCGCAUUGGUGAUUGUACUGCUCUGAACAGCAAAAGAAAUGGAACCUGGGAGACACAGGAAAGUGCAUGUCAUAAUCCUUUCACCAGAGGAGGAGCCUUUAUUAUUCUAACAGUCAUCAAUUCUGAGGGCUAUCAGGUUUAUGUGAAUGGGAUAAAACACUGCACAUUCACGCAUCGCCUUCCCCUAGAAAAAGUUUCCAAUAUUAACAUUCGUGGAAAUAUUUCCCUUCUCGUCUGGGGUUUGAUUGAUAGCUGGAGCACAACUGCAUCCUCUACAGAACUGAAGAAAAUCACAAGCACUUGGACCUCAACUUCGAUAUCGACAACCUCUCCUUUUGAGAUUUCAAAUCCAGUCAGUAAGCCUGCACUUCCCUAUGUGGGCACAAUUCAAGGAGGGUUAAAACCAGAUACAGCUAUAUUCUUACAAGGGACUGUUCCUGCAGAUGGAAAGAACUUUGAAAUUAAUUUCAAAACUGGGCCAACUGAGGCUGAUGACAUUGCUUUCCACUACAAACCUAUCUUUGGUGAUUGUACUGCUCUAAACAGCAAAAGAAAUGGAAGCUGGGAGACACAGCAAAAUGAAUCUGAUAAACCCUUCACCAAAGGAGGAUCCUUCCAGAUUUUUAUUGCUGUCAAACCAGAUGCCUAUGACGUCUACGUGAAUGGUUCCAAACAUUGCACAUUUAAACACCGACUUCCUCUAGAAAAAGUUUCAACAUUAAAUUUUAAAGGAGAUGUUUCCCUGUUCAUAUACGGCUUGAUUCAGAAAUGGACAAUUCCUUUUGUGUCCAUCAAAGAGAAGAAAACUUUACUGAUGGGAAGUGGAAGCACAAGCUUUAUCCCAUUAGAAGUUAGGGAUCCAAUCAGCAAGCCAGCAGUUCCAUACAUUGGUGAAAUCCCAGGCAGUGUAAAACAAGAUAUGGCUAUAGUUUUCCAAGGAACUGUUCCUGUAGAUGCAACUAGCUUUGAAAUUAAUUUCAUGACUGGACCAACAGAAAAUGAUGACAUUGCUUUCCAGUACAACCCUCGCAUUGGUGAUUGUACUGCUCUGAACAGCAAAAGAAAUGGAACCUGGGAGACACAGGAAAGUGCAUGUCAUAAUCCUUUCACCAGAGGAGGAGCCUUCAUUAUUCUAGCAGUCAUCAAUUCUGAGGGCUAUCAGGUUUAUGUGAAUGGCAUAAAACACUGCACAUUCACGCAUCGCCUUCCCCUAGAGAAAGUUUCCAAUAUUAACAUUCGUGGAAAUAUUUCUCUUCUCGUCUGGGGUUUGAUUGAUAGCUGGAGCACAACUGCAUCCUCUACAGAACUGAAGAAAAUCACAAGCACUUGGACCUCAACUUCGAUAUCGACAACCUCUCCUUUUGAGAUUUCAAAUCCAGUCAGUAAGCCUGCACUUCCCUAUGUGGGCACAAUUCAAGGAGGGUUAAAACCAGAUACAGCUAUAUUCUUACAAGGGACUGUUCCUGCAGAUGGAAAGAACUUUGAAAUUAAUUUCAAAACUGGGCCAACUGAGGCUGAUGACAUUGCUUUCCACUACAAACCUAUCUUUGGUGAUUGUACUGCUCUAAACAGCAAAAGAAAUGGAAGCUGGGAGACACAGCAAAAUGAAUCUGAUAAUCCUUUCACCAAGGGAGGAUCCUUCCAGAUUUUUAUUGCUGUCAAACCAGAUGCCUAUGACGAAUCCGUCAAAUGUCUAAGAUAA
Clarias gariepinus (North African catfish) is the source of this 2862-nucleotide messenger RNA. RefSeq lists its product as uncharacterized. The record is from RefSeq and is a predicted model, not a curated record. The transcript is spliced from 23 exons. NCBI's taxonomy places the organism in Eukaryota, Metazoa, Chordata, Actinopteri, Siluriformes, Clariidae. Bases 16 to 2862 code for a protein of 948 amino acids. Gene Ontology annotation, molecular function: carbohydrate binding.